AGAUUCCUAAUAUAAGUAGAUCAAAGACCAUCUUUCUUUUAGGACUUGGUAAUAUGGAAAAAGUGUAGUAGAGUGUAGAGCUAACAAACUGAAUAUCCGCACAACUCCCCCCACCUACUACGUACACUGAGAUUAAAUUUUAGAUUCACCAAACGUACUUACUCUUCUCUUUUUUUUAUAAAUUCUUCGCAAAAGAGUGUUGCAACUAAACACCAACAAUAAAAACCUUCACAAAUGUCUCAUGUCGAUGUAGCUUUAGAACAUUCCAACAUGUCGAAGCAGCAGCAGCUGGGAAAUGCUUCUGCUCUUCCACACCAAAUGGAGCUCCAAAAAUAUCCUAGGAGAUCUAAGCCUUCUCUCUCUCCUACCCUUGCGGAGCUUCUAAAGCGUGUUGAAGAUUCUCAGAGUGACAAUUCCAUUUAUAGCACUCCUGUUCCCCAUCACGCCCUGGAGCUUGGCUAUGCUUGCAGCUCUAUGCCUCCUUUAAACCCUUUUGUUCUUUCUUUUAAUCAUUUAUCUUACAGCGUUAAAGUUGGUCAAAAAAUGUCAUUUCCAUUUUGUGGAAGCCACUCUUUUGAUUCUUCCGGAGGGGGCAUGAAGGUUUUGUUGAAUGAUAUAUCUGGAGAGGCCAGAGAAGGAGAAAUCAUGGCCGUUCUUGGUGCUAGUGGAUCUGGAAAAUCAACGUUGAUUGAUGCGCUUGCAGACCGGAUUUCGAAAGAAAGCUUAAAAGGGUCUGUGAGUUUGAAUGGUGAGGUCUUGGAGUCGAGGCUUUUGAAAGUGAUAUCUGCUUAUGUCAUGCAAGAUGAUCUUCUAUUUCCAAUGUUAACUGUGGAAGAGACAUUAAUGUUCUCUGCUGAAUUCAGGCUUCCUCGUUCUCUUUCCAAAUCCAAAAAGAAAGCAAGAGUUCAAGCCUUGAUUGAUCAAUUAGGCCUGCGUAAUGCGGCCAAGACUGUGAUAGGAGACGAAGGACAUAGAGGUGUUUCAGGUGGUGAAAGAAGAAGAGUUUCUAUUGGCAUUGACAUAGUUCAUGACCCAAUUCUUUUGUUUCUUGAUGAACCAACUUCGGGACUUGAUUCCACCAGUGCUUUUAUGGUUGUUAAGGUUUUACAACGAAUUGCACAGAGUGGAAGCAUUGUUAUUAUGUCCAUACACCAACCCAGUUACAGAAUCUUGAGCUUACUUGACCGUUUGAUCUUCCUUUCGCAUGGUCAAACAGUCUAUGCUGGCCCACCAGCCGGUGUUCCACAAUUCUUUGCAGAGUUUGGUCAUCCAAUUCCAGAGAAUGAAAACAGAACUGAAUUUGCUCUUGAUUUGAUUCGAGAGCUUGAAGAAAUUCCAGGUGGAACCACAACCUUAGUUGAAUUCAACAGGUCAUGGCAAGCUCAAGCCACGAAGAUUUCAAGAAAUCAAAACUUAAGCAAUUCAUCAAAGGUUUCCCUUAAAGAUGCAAUAAGCGCAAGUGUUUCCAAAGGCAAACUAGUUUCUGGAGCCACAAAUGACUCCACCAACUUGUCAUCUUCAGUUCCAACAUUCGCCAAUCCAUUUUGGAUUGAAAUGUUAGUGAUAGCAAAAAGAUCAAUCAUAAACUCAAGAAGAAUGCCCGAACUGUUUGGAAUUCGCUUCGGUGCUGUUUUCGUUACAGCACUAAUCUUAGCAACCAUUUUUUGGCAUCUCGACAACUCUCCAAGAGGUGCUCAAGAAAGAUUAGGAUUCUUUGCUUUUGCCAUGUCCACCACUUACUACACAUGCGCAGAAUCCAUCCCUGCAUUUUUACAAGAACGUUAUAUUUUCAUGAGAGAAACUGCCUACAAUGCGUACCGCCGAUCUUCCUACGUUCUUGCUCACUCGAUAAUUUCAAUUCCCUCUCUAAUUGUACUCUCUUUUGCUUUUGCUGCUACUACCUACUGGACAGUAGGGCUUGCGGGUGGAGUUUCAGGCUUCUUAUUCUUCUUCUUCACGGUAUUAUCAGCAUUUUGGGCGGGAAGCUCAUUCGUAACCUUCCUUUCAGGCGUUGUUUCUCAUGUAAUGCUUGGUUUCACAAUAGUGGUUGCCAUAUUAGCAUACUUCCUUCUGUUUAGUGGAUUUUUUAUAUCUCGGGAUCGGAUUCCUCCAUACUGGAUAUGGUUUCACUAUCUGUCUCUAGUGAAAUAUCCAUACGAAGGAGCUUUACAAAAUGAAUUCCAGGAUCCGACAAAAUGCUUUGUAAGAGGCGUGCAGAUGUUUGAUAACACGCCAUUAAAUGCAGUGCCACUCCCGCUUAAACUCAAACUGUUGAAGAGCCUGAGCAGCACCCUAGGCAGGAACAUUACAAGCAGCACUUGUAUUGUGACUGGACCAGAUAUUCUGAGGGCACAAGGGAUCACAGAUUUAAGUAAAUGGAGUUGCUUAUGGAUCACUGUUGCUUGGGGUUUUUUCUUCAGGGUCUUGUUUUACUUUACUUUGUUGGUGGGAAGCAAGAACAGGAGAAGGUAAAAAAAAAAAAAAAAAAAAAAAAAAAUU
Messenger RNA from Jatropha curcas, 2499 nucleotides. Its product is annotated as ABC transporter G family member 20. Gene Ontology annotation, biological process: transmembrane transport. Gene Ontology annotation, molecular function: ATP hydrolysis activity; ATP binding; ABC-type transporter activity. The record is from RefSeq and is a predicted model, not a curated record. Lineage: Eukaryota; Viridiplantae; Streptophyta; Magnoliopsida; Malpighiales; Euphorbiaceae. Gene Ontology annotation, cellular component: membrane.